Phragmites australis (common reed) is the source of this 1968-nucleotide messenger RNA. RefSeq names its product ethylene-responsive transcription factor RAP2-4-like. NCBI's taxonomy places the organism in Eukaryota, Viridiplantae, Streptophyta, Magnoliopsida, Poales, Poaceae. The transcript has a single exon. The record is from RefSeq and is a predicted model, not a curated record. The coding region runs from base 680 to 1675 and encodes 331 amino acids. Gene Ontology annotation, molecular function: DNA-binding transcription factor activity; DNA binding. Gene Ontology annotation, biological process: regulation of DNA-templated transcription.
AUCCUGUACCAAUCCACCGAGAAGAGGUAAUCGCGAUGAACAGCGAGGAAGAGAUGAUCGCUUCGCUUUGCGUGCACGGCGUAGCCUGGCACUAUAUAAAGCCCCGGCUGCCAGGCCACUUCUUCCCCAGAGAGACGCCUCAACCCCACCCCCAAGAACACCAAGCCACAAGCCACAUCCCAUCCCACUCCACGGUGAGGUUGAGCGAUCCGAGCAAACUCAUCCGCGACGCAGCGACAGGUUUGUUCUCUGAACUCUCUGGUUCUUUUUAGCAGCAGGGACGGACGCACAAGAAAGGUCCGGUUCAAGAAGGCUCUUCUUUUGGGUUUAUUAGAUCAAAAGAGGCGUGUUCUUGGGUUAGGAUUUUUCUCACCUAAUCAGCUCUCCUAGGAGGAACAGAGAUCCAGAGAACCUUUUUUUCUCUUCUGGAUUCUUGCCGCUUUUUAGCCUUCGAAAGGGUUCUUUUGCAAUACCCUUCUAGUUCAUCCUUUUUUUUUCUUUUCACAACCCGAUUAAACCCCCUUGUUUCUCUACUUUUAUUGAGGAGCAGGGUUAAUUUCCAACCUUUUUCUACUUUGGUUCUUGCAUCAGAAUCACCUUUUAUUUCUUCCUGUUUUUAGUUCUCCCCGGACUUUUCUUCUUCUUCAUUUAGUUCCAUCCAAGCUUCUAUCUAGUCCUAAUGGCCGCAGCUAUAGAUAUGUACAAGUACACACACCAGAUAGCCUCCUCCACCUCUGGUUCGGAUCAGGAGCUCAUGAAUGCACUCGAGCCUUUUAUACGGAGUGCUUCCUCCUCUUCGUCUUCCUCCCCCUACCACUACUACUCUUCCUCUUCUCCCAUGACCCAAGAUUCUUAUGUGCCUACACCCUCUUACACCUCCCUCGCAACCCCGCCUCUUCCCGCCACCGCCGCCGCGUCUUUCUCGCCGCUUCCACCACUGUACUCUUCUCCGUACGCUGCUUCGGCGGCGUCGAGCAUGACUGGGCCGAAGUUGCUGACGCAACUCGGCCCGGCCCAGAUCCAGCAGAUCCAGGCCCAGUUCUUGGUACAGCAGCAUCAGCAGCAGAGGGGCCUGCAUGCGGCGUUCCUAGGCCCUCAGGCACAGCCGAUGAAGCGAUCCGGGUCGCCGCCGUGCGGCGCGCUGGCGGCGACCGGGGCGGCGCAGUCGAAGCUGUACCGCGGCGUGCGGCAGCGGCACUGGGGCAAGUGGGUGGCGGAGAUCCGCCUCCCCAAGAACCGGACGCGGCUGUGGCUCGGCACCUUCGACAUCGCCGAGGACGCGGCGCUCGCCUACGACAAGGCGGCGUUCCGCCUCCGCGGCGACCUGGCGCGCCUCAACUUCCCCUCCCUCCGCCGCGGCGGCGCGCACCUCGCUGGCCCGCUCCACGCCUCCCUUGACGCCAAGCUUACCGCCAUCUGCCAGUCCCUCGCCGGCAAGAACAGCUCCCCCGCCUCCGAGUCGGCAGCGUCCCCGCCGGACUCGCCCAAGUGCUCGGCGUCGACGGAGGGGGAGGAGUCGGUCUCCGCCGGCUCCCCACCUUCUCCCACGUUCGCGCCGCCCGUGCCGGAGAUGGAGAAGCUGGACUUCACCGAGACGCCGUGGGACGAGACAGAGGCCUUCCACUUGCGCAAGUACCCGUCCUGGGAGAUCGACUGGGACUCCAUCCUUUCAUGAACAAUCAUGUCAACUACUACUAGUUGUAGCAAGAUUCAGUCAGCUCAAUAGCUAUGUAAUUUUCCUUCAGAAUUUGCAGCUGCAGUGGUUCGAUGGCAUUUUAGACAUGGGCCAUGGCGGCUGCGAGUAGCAGUAACUAGCUAGUACCUCGUGCAGUGUUGUGAUGCAGUAGUACGGUGUUCAUCUCCUGGUUGAACUGCCGGUUGUUUUUUUCACGGCACGGCCAGUCGAGAAAGUGUAAUCCCUUGUUAUUAUCUAUCUGUUGAAGCUUAAUUCCUCUAGCUUAUGUACUA